Cavenderia fasciculata is the source of this 1494-nucleotide messenger RNA. It is a transcript of the gene sptB, whose product is annotated as serine C-palmitoyltransferase subunit. The transcript has 3 exons. Gene Ontology annotation, molecular function: pyridoxal phosphate binding; serine C-palmitoyltransferase activity. The record is from RefSeq and is a predicted model, not a curated record. Lineage: Eukaryota; Evosea; Eumycetozoa; Acytosteliales; Cavenderiaceae. The coding region runs from base 1 to 1494 and encodes 497 amino acids. Gene Ontology annotation, biological process: ceramide biosynthetic process; sphingosine biosynthetic process. Gene Ontology annotation, cellular component: serine palmitoyltransferase complex.
AUGGUAGAGAAACAUCGUACAUCACCAACAGUAGAUGUUGAAGAAACAGAUAAUAUUGAUGAUGCAGACUAUUGGGUAGUAGCAUGGAUUUAUAUUGCUUAUGGAGUUAUUAUCUUUUUAGGAAAGAUUGCUGAAUUUUUUGCUUUCAUCACUGGUAAACGUUAUGUUCAUACACCAAAGGGAUACGCACCAUUAUUUGUAGAGUUUGAAUACUUUUAUCAAAGAAGAUUAUAUGGUAGAAUUAGAGAUUGUUGGGAUAGACCCAUUUGUAGUAUGCCAGGUGCAUGGAUUGAUGUCAUGUUGAGAGCAAAUAAGCAUUAUUCUGAUCCAUUAUUAUUAACAGGAGAAAAGAAAAGAUGUUUAAAUCUUGGAUCAUACAAUUAUCUAGGAUUUGCACAAAAUGAAGGACCAAUUGCAGAGUCUGUUGUAGAAUCAAUUUACCAAUACGGAACAUUCACAUGUAGUUCACCAAGUGACAUUGGUACUACUACACCACUUCGUCUACUCGAACAAGAGACUGCACGAUUUGUUGGUAAAGAGGAUGCAUUGGUAUUUGAAAUGGGGUUUGCUACCAACUCUGGAUCUCUUCCUGCACUCAUUGGAAAGGGUGGAUUAAUCAUUUCCGAUAGUCUUAAUCACGCUUCACUUGCCACUGGUUGCAAGGCCACUGGUACCAAGGUACGUGUCUUCCGUCACAAUGAUACUCGUCACCUAGAAGAUAUCAUUCGUGAGAGUAUCAUCCAAGGACAACCAAAGACUCAUCGUCCAUGGACAUCUAUUCUCAUCAUUGUCGAAGGUAUCUAUUCGAUGGAAGGUGAAAUCUUACAUCUUGCAGAGAUUGUUAGAAUCAAAAAGAAGUAUGGUUGCUAUCUAUAUGUUGAUGAAGCUCAUAGUAUCGGUGCUCUUGGUCCACAUGGACGUGGUGUUUGUGAUCACUAUGGUGUUGAUCCAGCCGACGUUGACAUUCUCAUGGGAACUUUUACCAAGUCAUUUGGAUCGAUUGGAGGUUAUAUUGCCGCUGACAAGUCACUUAUCGAUCAUCUUCGUCAAUCUACAUUUGCCUAUGUCUAUGCUUCUUCGAUGAGUGCUCCAUGUGCAAUGCAAGCUUGUGCUGCUCUUCGUGUCAUCUUGGGUGAAGAUGGUACCGAUUUGGGUCAACGCAAGAUUAAACAACUAAAGGAUAACUCUAACUUUUUCAGAGAGGCACUUCGUGAAAUGGGAUUCACAAUUCUUAGUAACAAGGACAGUCCAGUCAUUCCACUCAUGUUGUACAAUCCAUCAAAGAUUGCUAGAUUCUCACGUCUUGCAUUUGAACGUCACAUUGCCGUCGUCGUUGUCGGUUACCCAGCCACACCUCUUACCAGUCCACGUACUAGAUUCUGUAUUUCUGCAUCUCACUCUAGAGAGGAUUUGGAAUGGGCACUUGAACAAAUCUCUUACAUUGGCGAUAAAUUAAAUCUUAAACACAAAAAGAAAACAUUUUUAUUCUUUUAA